Molecule: messenger RNA, 2921 nt
Organism: Lotus japonicus
Lineage: Eukaryota; Viridiplantae; Streptophyta; Magnoliopsida; Fabales; Fabaceae
Product: squamosa promoter-binding-like protein 7
Exons: 10
Coding region: 277-2679 (800 amino acids)
Cellular component (GO): nucleus
Molecular function (GO): DNA binding
Source: RefSeq, a predicted model, not a curated record
GCCCGUUCAUAAACAAAAUGGGCCGUAACGGAUUCAUUCCAUCCAUUGUCAAGGUCAACCAAAAAACUGCAAUUGUCUGACGAGCGUGAGUGGGAAGACGGGUCAGAGCGCGUGGGUAUGGAAGAAAACUUAGAAAUGUCGCCACAAUGACACCACCACCAACCCAAGAAAAUCUCACCAGAAAGAUACACCAAAACCCCCACACCCACCACGCGCCGCAACGUGCCUUCUCCGCCAAACUUCCAACCACCGCCAACGAUUAGGGUUCCCAUUUUCAUGGAACCCCAAUCACAAUCGCAAUCGCAAUCGCAACUGCAAUUGCAAGCUUCUCUUCCUCUUCCACCACCUCCACACAUGGAUCCCGAUGACCCUUCUUCCUCCGUCUGGGACCUCACUUACCUCCUUGACUUCAACCUCGACGACGACGCACCAGUUUUCCCCUUCGAUGACAACAACCUCUCAGAAACCCCUCUCACCGACCCUCAGGAUCAGGAGGAGGAGACUCACAAGGUCCGAAAGCGUGACCCGAUGCUCACAUGCCCCAACUUUCUCGCGGGUCGGGUCCCAUGCGCAUGCCCCGAGAUGGACGCGCUACUCGAGGAACAAGGUUUACCCGCCAACAAACGCCCUAGGACCGCGCGUGCUUCUGCACCGUCGGCGGCGCGCUGCCAGGUUCCUGGCUGCGAGGUUGAUAUCUCUGAGCUCAAGGGCUAUCACCGGAGGCACAGGGUUUGUCUGCGCUGUGCAAAUGCUCCUACCGUUGUCUUCAACGGCGAGGCUAAGAGAUACUGUCAGCAGUGUGGAAAGUUUCAUGUUUUGUCGGAUUUCGACGAAGGUAAACGGAGCUGUAGAAGGAAGUUGGAGCGCCAUAACAACAGGAGGCGAAGGAAGGCUCCGGAUUCUAGAGCUGCAGCUGAUCAUGAACCUCAAGCUGUUACUCAAAAUGAAGAGUUCAGUGGUGAUCUCGAAGCGGGAAAAGAUUGUUCAAAUUUGAGUAGUGAGAUAGUUGAAAAAGAAGCGUCACCGCCGUCACGGGAUCAUGAAGAGGAACCUGUUGCUGUUUGGUCGUCAACUCUUGAUACACCUAAUAUUAAUGGUGAUAGUGUUGUGUCUUUUGUUGCUUCUGGUACUUCAGCACAAGUGAAUGGUGUGAAUGACGUUUCGAAUAUUUCUAAUUCGCCUCCUUCAUAUUGCGACAAUAAGAGUGCUUAUUCGUCUAUGUGCCAAACAGGUCGGAUUUCAUUUAAGCUUUACGACUGGAAUCCUGCCGAAUUUCCUAGAAGGCUACGGCACCAAAUAUUCCAAUGGUUGGCAAGUAUGCCUUUAGAGCUGGAGGGAUAUAUCCGCCCUGGAUGUACAAUCCUGACAAUUUUUAUUGCAAUGCCUAACAUUAUGUGGAUAAAUUUACAAAAGGAUCCUCUGUACUAUGUGCAUGAUCUUGUUGCUCCCAGAAAGAUGCUAUCUGGAAGAGGCACCACACUGGUUCAUCUGAAUGACAUGAUGUUCCGUGUUAUGAAAGAUGGAACUUCUGUGACAAAAGUCGAGGUAAACAUGCAGGCACCAAGGCUUCACUAUGUUCAUCCCACAUGCUUUGAAGCUGGCAGACCUAUGGAAUUUUUUGCUUGUGGAAGUAACUUGCUGCAGCCUAAGUUUCGGUUUCUUGUAUCUUUCUCUGGGAAGUAUCUGAAGUAUGAUUACUGUGUUCCUUCUCCACAUAACUGGUCUGAAGACAAUAUUUCGUGUGUUAAUGAUAAUCAGUUAUACAAGAUAUAUGUCCCUCAUACAGAUGAAUGUCUCUUUGGGCCUGCAUUUAUUGAGGUGGAUAACGAGUCUGGGUUGUCAAACUUUAUUCCAGUACUCAUUGGGGAUAAAGAAAUUUGCACUGAAAUGAAGACGUUGCAGCAAAAAUUAGAUGCAUCUCUCCCUUCCAAACAGUUCCAGUCUGCAUCUGGUGAUUCUAUUUGCAGCUCAUGUGAAGCUCUUGCACAUAGACACACAGCUUCAUCAGACUUGCUUGUAGAUAUAGCAUGGUUGCUUAAGGACCCCACUUCAGAAAGUUUUGACAGAGUGAUGACAGCUUCACAAAUUCAAAGAUAUUGUUAUCUGUUGGAUUUUCUAAUAUGCAAUGAUUCAACAAUCAUUUUGGGAAGAAUAUUACCGAAUUUGAUAAUCUUGACAGAAAGCAUGAAAUCAAAUUUUGUGAUUAAUAGAAUCAGUGAUAUUGACAUGACCGAACUACUAAAAUGCAUGCAUAAUGCUAGAGAUGCCAUUUGUCAGAAGCAUCGGAAAGAUGGAGGUGUAGUUGCACCCUCUGAAAUGGAAGACUUUGAAGCAGCUCAGAGCGGCUCCCAAAAUAACAUGCAAUCAGUUGUUGCAGUUAACUAUCAGGGUAUCCUGCCCGGACCAGAUUCAAAUUUGACAGUUCUGAGAUGUCCCACUAGCAAUGACAAAAAUGAAAAGAUACCACUUUUGAAGCAGGAGAUUAUAAUGAAUGUGGAAGAGUUCCCUAAAAGAUGCGACCGGCGAUAUCUUACCAGGGGACUCUUGAGCUCUCGACCAGCUAUUUUUAUGGCUGUUUCAGUUGCUGUUUGCCUUGGUGUAUGUGUAUCCGUCCUUCAUCAUCAUGGGAGGGUUAGUGAGUUGGCAUUAUCCAUUAGAAGGUGCUUGUUUAACUACUAGUAGAUUUUGUUCUUAUAAUUUCUAGUUGGUACAUAUUUGUUGUAACAUUAAAUAAACAGAUGUUAUUAGGAGGAGUUGUGCUAGCUCAUUAAUUUGGAAACUUUAUCCAAGGUUGCUGAUUUUACCAAUUUAAUCGGAUGUCCCUACAGGCUAUAGGUGCCAAUUGUACCCGAAAUGAGUGUGAUCAUAGUUAAAAUUUGAAAUUUAUACCAUCAAUAUUAAAUUGGGUGCUUACUUCCUUA